GACUUGCAGAUUAUUCUUGGAAAGGGGAACGCAAGUUUGGAAAAUGAAACUGUAAAGCAUUUGAACAUCCAGCCUGAUCACAAAGUUCUUGAAAUUGGGUUUGGCCCUGGUAUCGGGUUAAAUGCUGCUCUGGAAAAAGUGGAGCACUCCUCUGGUAAAGUGUAUGGCAUUGACAUUUCUGAGCAAAUAGUAAGUACUGAAUUCAAGGGAACUGUUUAUUGAGGGGGAACUGGAGAGAAGAGAGGCGGUUAGAAGAGAUCUGGGUACAAGAUUAGGGUAUCCCCCUCUCCAUCUACUCUUUUGACAUAUGCAUAUAAUAAAGUAUUAGUUUUGUGUUUGUUAAGUUCGCAUAAGCCGCUUCUGCAAUUGUUUGGUGUUCGCUGCAUUAGAUCUGUGCAGUUAGUGAGUAAAGUAAGUAAGUAACAACCUUAUUUAAUGAAGGUAGUACAUGACAGAAAAAACUGAUGGACUAGUGGCCCUCAAUCGUAAUUAAAAUAUUUAGAACUAUCUUAAUAAACAUGACAAGUUAAAAUUAGUUUUGCUUUUUAUUUUUAUUGAAGACUUAAUAUUUAUUAUAGUAUCUAGAAUGGCCCAAUCACAGUAACAAACCAGUAAACUCCAUCUAGGCGGCCCUCUUAAACUUUUGAUCUCACUUAAAGGGAAAGUUUCUUUUUCUAUUUUAUUAGCUUACAUUAUUUUUUAAUGGCAUUUUUUUUUUCAACCACAGAGUCUUUAUUAAUCUCCCUCACAGCUGUCGUCAUGCAACCCUCCUUGAGGAGCAUUGCACGAUGACACUAAAAACGGCUGCAAGGGAGACUAACUCUUUAUGGGUAUUAAUAAAGGUUGUUUUGAUGUAAGGUGUUUCUUUCUGUAUGUUAUUUGUAUUUCUUUUCUUUUCCUUUUUUUUCAUAAUUUAAAGUUUUUUCCUGCCAAGAUUAGCAUUUAUAAGCUAUUUGCGUGGCAUAAAGUAAUUGUAAACGUUAUAGUUUAUUAAAUAAAUACAUUGUUGUUGUUGUAAUGUUGUUGUUGUCUUUUAGAGUAUUCAUUUUGCAAGGUUUCGUAAGUUAUUUUGGAUCAUUCCCUGCCUGAUAAUGUCGAGUGCUUGAGUUUAUAAUGGUUUGAUUAUGUUUAUUUUGCCUUGAAAAAAAAAUUUCAGGUUGAGAGCGCACAGAGGCGUUUUAAAGAAGCGAUAAAAAGAGGGAAACUAGAAAUCCGUUUGGGCAGUGACGCCCCAUCGGGUAGGGUUUUUGCGCCGUUUUGGUCUGAAAACGAGCCUGGGGACGAGGUUGAGGUAUGGUUUUCGAGGGAACUACAGAGUGUGUGAACGUAUUUAGUGUUUCAUUUCCAAAUGAGUAAGAGAGAAAGAGAAAUACAUGCAAAUUCAAAAUGGAUUUGAAUAAUUUGUUUGCGCUUUAACGGCCAAGUAAUGACAACAUAAUUUCUGCCUAAAGGCCAGGUCUGAAAACGGGUAUGGAUUUUAGAGGUCUAGUCUGAAAACGGGUGUGGAAAAGUACAUUUUGUGGUCUGAAAUCGGGUCAGGAUAUGAGGAACUGGGCGGCACACCCCCCACCAAAAAUUCCCAGGAGUACCCCCCGGGAAAUAUAUCUAAAAAAAAUUGUUACAAGCAGAAUUUAAAGCUGUAAUUAGUAAUUUCCUUGUCUUUUGUAGAAGAUUACUGUGAUGUACUUUUACAAGGAUGGUGUUAAAUCAUUAAUUUUAGUUUAAGCAUAAGAAGCUUUAGACUGUGUUUCAUGAUAUGGUUUGAGAGAUAUAUAUCAGACAGUUUUAGCUGUUCAUUUCCUAAUCUGAGAUAUAGUCAACUUGAAUCUGCCAUUUACUGUCAAAAACGUAAUUCGAUCCCUAAAGUCUCUCUAUUAUAUGGAGGAGAGUGUUUUACGGGGAACUAAACCACUCGUAGAUUCCAUACGCCACUUCAUCCGGGACCUGAGUGGCGUAUUUUCCAUAUGUCACCUUUGUGAGUGUCGUAUCGUUCAAUGACAUCACGAUUCGCGCCUUUUGCUUUUGUUGAAUUGGUUUCUCCAUAUAAUAAAAAGAACAUUACACGUUGGCUCGAAGAUAUGAAUUUUAUGUUCGAGUGGUAAGAACAAUAUCUCACUCGUUCGCUUCGCUCACUCGUGAGAUAUUGUUCUUGCCACUCGAACUUAAAAUUCAUAUCUUCUCGCCACCGUGUAAUAUCCUCUAUUUAUUAUGUCUCCAUCUAGCGUUGUAUCGUGAUGGAUCAGGGCUUCUGAUUUUAUGCAAUUGUGUGAUUUCUCACAAAUGAUCAAAAAUUGCAUCUGAUCGCAUAUUCCAUAAGGAAUAAAAAAAUAAAUAACCCUUCUUCAGAAGGCCUGAUGUGCAUUUGAUGAUCUUCAUCGUGGCGUGCAAGUUUUAAUCUUAGUAUUUUGUCACUUAACUAUUUAAUAAUAACCAAGGUAGUUUAUGAUCUUGUUCAGAUGCAUUUUUAUGAAAAAUGUUCAUUGACAAUUAUUUCUCAGAUGAGGUUUUAGUUUAAUCUCUUGAACCCGCAACUUUGCAUCACGUUGGAAACUGUAGAAAAGAAAUGUUUGAAUGCUAUAUUAUGCAAGGCUUUGUCCCAUAGUAUUGUAAAGGGUUAUUAUCUGGGUACAUUAUUUUGUAUGUGGAUUAACAUUGCCAGCUGUUAAUAGAUGUGGAAAAUUGAAAGUGAACUUCCCUAGUCUGAGUUUCAAAACCUGUCGUUUUGCAUAUUGAAGAGGAAGCUAAGGCACUGUCACAGUUUCAACCAAUCUUUGUGUUGUUUGUCACCAUUUCUGCUGUCCUAGACCCCUGUCUCAAGGCCAUGUCCCCUGUUGGAAUUUACCCUAACAGGGUCGAUCAUUAAUCUGCCAUGAUGACUGUGCAGAAGUGGCAAAUAUCUUUUUUUUUUUUUUUAAAAUACAGGCUUUAAUUCAUUGUGUUUCUGACUUGCAGAUUAUUCUUGGAAAGGGGAACGCAAGUUUGGAAAAUGAAACUGUAAAGCAUUUGAACAUCCAGCCUGAUCACAAAGUUCUUGAAAUUGGGUUUGGCCCUGGUAUCGGGUUAAAUGCUGCUCUGGAAAAAGUGGAGCACUCCUCUGGUAAAGUGUAUGGCAUUGACAUUUCUGAGCAAAUAGUAAGUACUGAAUUCAAGGGAACUGUUUAUUGAGGGGGAACUGGAGAGAAGAGAGGCGGUUAGAAGAGAUCUGGGUACAAGAUUAGGGUAUCCCCCUCUCCAUCUACUCUUUUGACAUAUGCAUAUAAUAAAGUAUUAGUUUUGUGUUUGUUAAGUUCGCAUAAGCCGCUUCUGCAAUUGUUUGGUGUUCGCUGCAUUAGAUCUGUGCAGUUAGUGAGUAAAGUAAGUAAGUAACAACCUUAUUUAAUGAAGGUAGUACAUGACAGAAAAAACUGAUGGACUAGUGGCCCUCAAUCGUAAUUAAAAUAUUUAGAACUAUCUUAAUAAACAUGACAAGUUAAAAUUAGUUUUGCUUUUUAUUUUUAUUGAAGACUUAAUAUUUAUUAUAGUAUCUAGAAUGGCCCAAUCACAGUAACAAACCAGUAAACUCCAUCUAGGCGGCCCUCUUAAACUUUUGAUCUCACUUAAAGGGAAAGUUUCUUUUUCUAUUUUAUUAGCUUACAUUAUUUUUUAAUGGCAUUUUUUUUUUCAACCACAGAGUCUUUAUUAAUCUCCCUCACAGCUGUCGUCAUGCAACCCUCCUUGAGGAGCAUUGCACGAUGACACUAAAAACGGCUGCAAGGGAGACUAACUCUUUAUGGGUAUUAAUAAAGGUUGUUUUGAUGUAAGGUGUUUCUUUCUGUAUGUUAUUUGUAUUUCUUUUCUUUUCCUUUUUUUUCAUAAUUUAAAGUUUUUUCCUGCCAAGAUUAGCAUUUAUAAGCUAUUUGCGUGGCAUAAAGUAAUUGUAAACGUUAUAGUUUAUUAAAUAAAUACAUUGUUGUUGUUGUAAUGUUGUUGUUGUCUUUUAGAGUAUUCAUUUUGCAAGGUUUCGUAAGUUAUUUUGGAUCAUUCCCUGCCUGAUAAUGUCGAGUGCUUGAGUUUAUAAUGGUUUGAUUAUGUUUAUUUUGCCUUGAAAAAAAAAUUUCAGGUUGAGAGCGCACAGAGGCGUUUUAAAGAAGCGAUAAAAAGAGGGAAACUAGAAAUCCGUUUGGGCAGUGUUAUGGAACUUCCUUAUGAAGAUGACUUGUUUAACAGUGUGUUCCACACAAAUUGCUAUUAUUUUUGGCCAAGUCUUGAACAAGGCAUUUCAGAGAUGAAGAGGGUCUUAAAACCAAGAGGAAUCAUGUUGACUGGACUUUUUUAUGAUGCAUUACUGACAAGUACACGUAAAGGAUUUUUAAAAUAUGGACCCAACUGGCGUCCAGAGCUGUAUAUAGAAAAACUUAAAGAAGGAGGGUUUGUGGAUGUUGCCAUGGAGACAGUAACAAAACCUUCUGGCCACAACUAUCAGGUUAUAUUUGCCUCAAAACCAUAG
This is a messenger RNA of Porites evermanni, 4486 nucleotides long. The record is from the annotation of a GenBank genome assembly. NCBI's taxonomy places the organism in Eukaryota, Metazoa, Cnidaria, Anthozoa, Scleractinia, Poritidae.